Molecule: messenger RNA, 1547 nt
Organism: Pimephales promelas (fathead minnow)
Lineage: Eukaryota; Metazoa; Chordata; Actinopteri; Cypriniformes; Leuciscidae
Gene: chmp5a
Product: charged multivesicular body protein 5a
Biological process (GO): vesicle budding from membrane; late endosome to vacuole transport via multivesicular body sorting pathway
Cellular component (GO): multivesicular body
Source: RefSeq, a predicted model, not a curated record
UCAACCGUGACUUUUAUUAUGGUGUGUGAAUUCUACCACCAACCGGAACAAGCCCGUUGGGAUGGUCAGCAUUUAAAUACCUCUAGAAAGCAAUUAAGUAUAAAUCCUGUUUAAAUAAUGAACCGAAUUUUCGGUCGGAGCAAACAGACGCCUCCACCCAACCUUUCUGACUGCAUAGGCAAUGUGGAUACGAGGGUCGAGUCAAUCGAUAAGAAAAUAGCGAGAAUCGACGCAGAGCUAAUGAAGUAUAAGGACCAGAUGAAAAAGAUGAGGGAUGGACCCUCAAAAAACACAGUAAAACAGAAGGCGAUGAGAGUGCUGAAACAAAAGAGAAUGUAUGAGGGUCAAAGAGAUCAGCUUUCCCAGCAGUCAUUUAAUAUGGAACAAGCCAACUAUACAAUCCAGUCAUUAAGGGACACCAAAACAACCGUGGAGGCUAUGAAGAUUGGAGCAAAAGAAAUGAAGAAAGCAUAUAAACAAGUGAAGAUGGAUCAGAUUGAAGACCUGCAGGAUCAACUGGAAGACAUGAUGGAGGAAGCCAAUGAGGUGCAGGAAGCUCUCAGUCGCAGCUAUGGCACACCAGAGAUCGAUGAGGAUGAACUGGAAGCAGAGUUGGAUGCUCUGGGAGAUGAGUUACUGCUGGAUGAUGACAGCUCAUAUUUAGAUGAAGCCUCGUCUGCACCCUCCAUUCCUGAAGGAAUACCCAGUGACACUAAAACCAAUAAGGAUGGCGUUCUGGUCGAUGAGUUUGGCCUUCCACAGAUCCCUGCCACAUAAGAAUCUGUUCUCUGAUCAGUGUUUUAUAUACAUGCGUUGGAGGAAGUUAUUAGUGCUGGUAAAUGGUAUUGGACAUGUUUUGUUGUAUUAAUUGCCAGUCUACCAUUUGUCAACUAAUCAACUGUUUUUGUUACAUGUUGAACAUGAAGCACAAUUUUAAUUAGAAUUUGGUCAUGUAAACAUGUUAGCCUGUUUGACAGUGAUAUUCCAGUUUUUAGAAAUUUAAAGAAAUCUGGUAUAAACCUUAAAUCCGAAUUUUGGGUCACCUACUAAGAAUUUCCAUUAUUUCCUGAGCAUACCUUUAUAUCAACGCAUGUCCUAACAAAAGUAAUUUUGGAUGAUACGAGAUCCAAACAGUUAAAAAAGUCAAGCUAAAAUAAAUACAUAAAAAUACAGACAUUUAAACAUGUAAACCCAUGUUAUUUCAUAAUAUAGCAGUUUCUAAUUUGAAUAUUUUUACAGUUAAUAUUAAUGUCUAUGCCCUUGCUUCACUCUGGACUCUGAAGCUGAAAUGUUGGCAGAAUUAUCUUGACAAUAUUAUAAGUAUUUCAUGUAGUUCUGUGUGGCAUGAAUGAAGAAUCUACCUUAUUGCUUUAAAGCAAUGUAAAGCAAGGCAUAUUCAGAUCUGAAUGUUCUUUGAAUUAUCAAAGUUACGUCUUUUUCUUGAUAAUAAAAUUCAUUAAUAUACAUCAGGAUCUGAAAUAUUCUGAAAUGUGAAAUGCAUCACUGGAGUCUGUAAGAGUUGAAAUAAAUGGUGGUAUUUAAAAAAA